Molecule: messenger RNA, 1524 nt
Organism: Pseudovirgaria hyperparasitica
Lineage: Eukaryota; Fungi; Ascomycota; Dothideomycetes; Acrospermales; Acrospermaceae
Product: DHS-like NAD/FAD-binding domain-containing protein
Exons: 4
Coding region: 1-1524 (507 amino acids)
Molecular function (GO): NAD+ binding
Source: RefSeq, a predicted model, not a curated record
AUGCCAGCGACUAUGGCUCCCUCGGUAGCUGGAAGCCGAACUGACGUAGAGGUUACUACCGCACCUGAUUCUGCGACCAUCGCUGCUCAGAAGGAACAUGAGGCCGAGUCCGACGACGAAGAGGACACAUUCUCAGAUACUGGCUCUGAGGAUGAUUUCGUUCAGAAGAUCCACGACAGCGAUGAUGCAUGGCCAUUCGCAAGUGAGCCUAAUGACGAAACAUGCACAGCCAGUGAAGCUCAUGCAUUAAGGAUGCGGCUCAGAAAGGUCGGCCACAAACAGUUCAUAUAUGAGACGUUGUUCACGACCAAGAUGACUGUCAAGAAAUUAUGUACUGCAUUUGCCUUCGAUUUGCCAUACAACAAAAGAACUGCGGACAACUACUUCCGGUCCUUGGGUCAUCUAAUCCAGCGGGAGCUAGGGCGACGACGGGCGCUGCCACAAUAUAAGACCAUAGACCAUGCUGCUAAUCUAUUGAGGGAGAAAAAAAACAUCAUAGUCAUCACGGGCGCGGGUAUUUCUACCAGUCUGGGUAUACCAGAUUUUCGUUCCAAAACAACAGGCUUCUAUGAACUGCUUAAAGAGCAAGGAUACUACGAGCCAGAAGAAGUAUUUGAUCUAGAUGACUUCGACACAAAUCCCUCGAAGUUUUAUAACGUGGCUGGCGGCAUACUUCCGACUCUAGGGUAUACUUCACCCACCCAUGCAUUUGUAGCGCUCCUGCAGAAGCACCACAAGCUCCUCACCAACUAUACGCAAAACAUAGACAAUAUCGAGAGUUACGCAAACAUCGAGCCUUCGAGGUUGAUACAAUGCCACGGCUCAUGGGCAACUGCAUCUUGCAGGAAGUGUGGACACAAAGUAAAGGGUGAGGAAAUUUUCGGAGACGUCCGGUUGAAGCGCAUUGCCAGAUGUCAAGAAUGCCAGAACAAUUUGGCUCUAGCCAGCGCCGCGAAGCGAAAGAGACGUCCCAAUGGUCAAACCAAACCGAAGAAGAGAUACGCACUUGAUUCGGAUUCUGAGAGCGACGGUCAAUACGACAUUCCCGAGCCGGGCGUCAUGAAGCCAGAUAUCACAUUUUUCGGCGAACAGCUCCCUGAUAUCUUCUUCCAACGCAUAAGCUUAGAUCGACCAGAAAUCGAUUCAAAGAACGGUAGGAUCAUCGAACAUUCUGAUGAGCACCAAAGGCAGAAGCGAUCUGAUCUCAAUAAUGAGCCUUACGGCCCAGUGGACCUCGUCAUCGUUAUAGGUACCUCCAUGAAGGUUGCCCCCGUGUCUGACAUACCAAACUACAUUCCGCACGAGAUACCCCACAUCUUGAUUUCGCGCGAACCCGUUAAGCACAUCGAAUUCGAUAUCAACCUGCUCGGCGAUUGCGAUCCUAUCGUAGCAGAGCUUUGUCGUAGAGCUGGUCUGGACCUGCAACACAGCAUGUUGAAUCAGAAUCAGGCAGUAGACGUGCAGCCGUACGACGAAGAUCACGACAAUAUGUUCACCGUCGUCGUUCGCAAACCGCGUACUUGA